Messenger RNA from Cydia pomonella (codling moth), 1069 nucleotides. Its product is annotated as transmembrane protein 205. The record is from RefSeq and is a predicted model, not a curated record. Lineage: Eukaryota; Metazoa; Arthropoda; Insecta; Lepidoptera; Tortricidae. The transcript has 5 exons. The coding region runs from base 89 to 952 and encodes 287 amino acids.
CUAUACUUAUAUUCGUGAACGCGCGCGCAUCGGCCACACGUUACUCGCUUUCCGCGCGAAACACAUCACAAAUAAAAAACAAAAAAAAAUGUGUAAUAUGUGCACUCGUGACGUCGUCGCGGAGAGUGCGCCGCCGCCGCCGCCGAAGAAGAGCAACAGUUUGGAACGCAUGAAGAGGAAACAUGGAAUAGUCACAGACCCUGAAAAUGAGGAUAAGCAGAAGGAGGUGGCAUACCAGCCGGACCUGCUGGCGGUGUCCACGCAGUACUCCAAAGUGGCUUACGACAUCUUCAAAUCUACGCUGGUCCGGGUGCAAGAAACUAAGGCUUAUGUUGUCCUGACGCGAACAUCACAACCAUUCCACGUGGCGCUAGCAAUCCUGGUGAUACUGGCCUGGCUGGCGCGCCCCGGCGGCACGAGCAACCUGCGCGGCUGGCGCGCGCUCUACGUCGGCGCCGUGGCCACGCACCUCGGCUCGCAAGUGUGGAUGACGCUGGUCUCCGGCAUCGUGCUAUACUUCAAUCUCCCUCGGCACGAGUUCGGUCGCGUACAGACGGUGUUGUUUCCUGUCUACUACGCGUUCAACGCGUGCGUGAGCCUGGUCGCGCUGUUCGCGUACCUCCGCACGCAGACCAUUACGCGGUUUGAGCAAGCUAGCUGGAUACAGUUCGCGCUGCUAACCGCCGUGUUCUUGAUUGAGGCCUACGUGCGUCUGCACCUGGUGAGCCCCAUGCUGCGAGCCAAACACAUUAAGACUCAGAUGGAGGAGGCCGCCGGAGGCGGACAAGAGGUCGGCCGCCUGGUCCUGGGCGAGCUGGCGCACUGCCCCCGCUACCUCCGCGUACUCAAGGCCUUCCGCGCCUACCACUCCACUAUCGCCGUCGGCACCAUGCUCACGCUCGGCUGCUCGCUGUACUCCACCAUGGUGAUCGUCGACGCCAUGUGCCGCUAGUCCUGGCCUCUGUGAUGUCACAGUCACAGUGACCCCACGGAUCAAGGCAGUUUGAUAGUCUAGACAAGCUGCUAGAUUUAAAGUACGGGGCAACACUUUUGAAAAGCUGACAAGGUG